Molecule: messenger RNA, 2302 nt
Organism: Salmo salar (Atlantic salmon)
Lineage: Eukaryota; Metazoa; Chordata; Actinopteri; Salmoniformes; Salmonidae
Source: RefSeq, a predicted model, not a curated record
CAUCCGUUCUUCAGUUUCUUCCUGAAUUUUCGUGCGCGAAUACACAACACUUUACGGUAUCGCGUGUUUUCUGGUAGGGAAACUUAUGUUAUACUCGAAAAGAUCGGAGAAAAGUUUUCUGAAGUUAGAGCACAUUUUGUCAUUUACUAGCUGACUGAGGCCAUGUCAGCAGUGUGGAUCAGCUCCUCGCUACUGAGGUCCAGGGCAGCUCACCUCAGACAGCUCAGUGUGUUCUCUAGAAGGGCUGUGUUACAACCUCUACAGGUGGUCUCCUCACUACAGAAGACAUGGACACCUGGGAACCCAACCUGGCUCUGGUGCAGUAGAUCCCUCUAUGUGGACAGUCCCCCCAUGGUCCCAGGGCAGAGCUUCAGCUACGUCCAUGGGGCCUCCUCAGUGUCCCUGCUGGGCCAGACAGUGGGUCAGAGUCUUCAGGCUGCAGCCGACCGCUGGCCCCACAGAGAGGCCCUGGUCUUCCUGCAGGAUGGAGUCCGUAAGACCUUCUCCCAGUUUCAGGAGGACGUUGACCAGGCUGCUGCAGGUCUCCUGGCCCUGGGUCUGAAGAGAGGGGACAGACUAGGAGUCUGGGGGCCCAACACAUACCACUGGAUCCUGUUUCAGUUCGCCACAGCCAAGUCUGGCAUCAUACUGGUGUCAAUAAACCCAGCCUAUCAGCUGAAGGAGCUGGAGUACACCCUGAGGAAGGUGCAGUGUAAAGCAGUGGUGUGUCCCACCCAGUUUAAGACCCAGAGGUUCUGUGACAUGCUGAGACAGAUCUGCCCAGAGAUGGAAACAGCAGAGUCAGGGGUCUUUAGAAGCUCCAGACUACCAGACCUGUGUAUGGUGAUUGUGACAGACAGCAGACAGACAGGGACUGUACAUGUAGAGGAUGUGAUGCAGGCUGGAAGCAGAAAACACCACCAGGAGCUGCAGGACCUGCAGACCAAACUGUCCUUUGACGACCCAAUCAACAUACAGUUCACAUCCGGAACAACAGGAAGUCCUAAAGGUGCCACCCUCUCCCACCACAACAUUGUCAACAACGCCUAUUUUGUGGGUCUACGUCUGGGAUUCGACUGGAGGCCUAUAAGAGCGUGUGUUCCUGUACCCCUGUACCACUGCAUAGGCUCAGUGAUAGGAGGGAUGUGCAUGGCACUGCAUGGCAUCACCCUGGUCUUCCCCUCUGCUGGUUACGACAGCCGUGCCAACCUGGAGGCUAUUCAGAAUGAAAGGUGUAAUUUCCUCUACGGCACUCCUACCAUGUACAUUGACAUGCUUGGACAGCCUGACCUUCACAAGUAUGACCUGUCAUCAGUUGAAUCUGUUGGUGUCUCUGGUGCCGCUCUCAUUUUCAGUCGGUGUCUCUGGUGCCGCUCUCAUUUUCAGUCGGUGUCUCCGGUGCCGCUCUCAUUUUCAGUCGGUGUCUCUGGGUUUACGGGUGGGUCUCUUUGUCCUCCUGAAGUCAUGAGGAAACUCAAAACUGAUAUGAAUGUCAAGGAUAUGAUAAUAGGCUAUGGGACCACAGAAAACAGCCCUGCAGCAUUUGUUGGUUUCCCGCGAGACAACGAGGAACUGAAGACCGAGACAGUGGGAUGUAUCCUGAACCAUGCUGAGGCGAAGGUGGUGGAUGUGUCCUCUGGAGAGGUGGUUCCUCUGGGGGAUUCAGGAGAGCUGCUGAUCAGAGCUUACUCUGUUAUGCUGGAGUACUGGGACGACUCAGACAAGACCAAUGAGGCUAUCUCCAAAGACCGCUGGUACAGGACCGGUGACAUAGCCAGUCUGGACAGGUUUGGGUACUGCCGUAUAGUGGGACGUAUAAAGGACAUGAUCAUUCGUGGAGGAGAGAACAUCUACCCUGCUGAGAUAGAGCAGUUCCUUCACACCCAUCCCAAUGUACAGGAGGCCCAGGUGAUAGGCGUGAGAGAUGAGAGAAUGGGGGAACAGGUGUGUGCCUGUAUCAGACUGAAGGAGGGACAGGACUGUAGCAGAGAGGAGAUCAGAGACUUCUGCAGGGGACAGAUUUCUCACUUCAAGAUCCCCCACUAUGUGGUGUUUGUGGACAUCUUUCCACUGACUGGCUCUGGAAAGAUCCAGAAGAUCAAACUAAGGGAGGAGAUGGAGAAGAAGCUGGGUCUGUGAUGGACAGAGGGACCUAGACAGACUGUGUUGGUGUCCAGCUGGAGAGAGAUUGGUUACAAAGGGCAUGUGUCUGUUACAGUAAAAACAAAGUCUAAGCUCUGAUAUGUUACGGUUCAUGAGUGAUGUGCAACACAAAUAAACUCUUUCAGUACUUCUUUUUCAA